AUGGCUGCAUAUCAUGGCCGUCUGAAGAUAUGCGAUGAAUUAGUCGAGCACGGCUUCGACGUGUACAAGCAGAUCGGCGAUCAUUGCAAGGACUAUAACGCGCUGAGCACUACGGUUUGUCAAGGAGCAGAUCCUAACCUCCCGUUGAACGGCAUAUCCGAUCUGUGUGCCGGCAUAAACUAUAGCGAAAGCAGCAUGGAAUACAGCAAGACCUUGCUUAAAGCAAAAGCAGACCAAAAUCACCCAUGCGGUCCGCUCUGUCAGUUCUCGUACGCCUUAGAAAAGGCUGCCCAUCAGAGAAAAUUGGAUAUGGCGGAACUGUUGCUCAAAAAUGGCGCGAAUCCGACUCUCUUGUCUGACUUUAGAGACUCUGGAAGUGCCCUCGCAGCCGCAGCACGUAGAUGUCGCAAAGCAGUCUGCGAAUCACUGAUCGAACACGGCGCGGAUGCCAGCCAGCCGUUAACGGGAGGCAAGUAUGGCAGUGCCUCUGCAGCAGCUCUUGCUUCAAGGGAGCCUGAUUAUACCUUGGGACUGACACGAUACUUGGUUGAGGAUGCCCACGCAGAUACGAAUGUCCUCUCUACUGAUCCGCCUCGCAGAACGUCCUGUCAUCAGGAAUACCGGAGUCAUAUGAAUGAAUACCUAACCGAGGAUCACCAUGUCGAAAAGGAUCUCUUGAUGGAGAUUGGCCUCGAAAUGUACGCCAUUUGUCAAACACUCGAAACAGGAUCUCUGUCUACAGCAGACACUUGCAGGUAUACUGAGUCACUUCACUCUCAUCCGGAUUACUCCGAAAGUGAGAGCGAGUAG
Molecule: messenger RNA, 810 nt
Organism: Trichoderma reesei QM6a
Lineage: Eukaryota; Fungi; Ascomycota; Sordariomycetes; Hypocreales; Hypocreaceae
Exons: 2
Coding region: 1-810 (269 amino acids)
Source: RefSeq, a predicted model, not a curated record